Molecule: messenger RNA, 2943 nt
Organism: Ostreococcus lucimarinus CCE9901
Lineage: Eukaryota; Viridiplantae; Chlorophyta; Mamiellophyceae; Mamiellales; Bathycoccaceae
Exons: 1
Coding region: 1-2943 (980 amino acids)
Biological process (GO): chromatin remodeling
Molecular function (GO): histone methyltransferase activity; protein binding
Source: RefSeq, a predicted model, not a curated record
AUGACGACGCGCGCCGCGCGCGCGCCGCGCGCGGCGUCGCCGCGCGGCGCGGACGCGACGCGACGGCGCGACGGCGCGAUCGACGCCGACGACGCCGACGCGACGGCGACCGCGCGCGCGCGCGCGAGCGCGAACGACGCGCGCGCGCGAUCGGCGGCGGUGCUGGACGUCGUCGAUCUCACGCUCGACGUCGAGGCGCCGCGCGCGGCGACGGCGACGGCGACGGCGACGGCGGACGCGCGAGGCGACGCGACGCGCGGCGACGACGCCGAGGCGGUGAAGAUCCUCGACGACGGUUUGCCGACGUCGAAGCCGAAGGCGAGGGAUGGAAAGCCGACGGCGCGAUCGGGUGAGAAUGGAAAGUCGCGCGCGUCGGGGUCGGGGCGGAUCGAACGCGUGGCGGAGGUGCUGCAGUCGCCCGAGAAGGCGUGGCCGCGAGAGGAGGCGGCGGCGGAGGACGACGACGACGCGAAGGUUUCGGUGAGUUUUGAACUCGAGUUCUGCGCGGCGAUGCGAGAGGGGUUGGAGGGAAGACGGACGGAGGCGAUGGAGGCGAUGGAGACGCUCGAAGCGACGGUGGGAUCGAGGGUGUUUCAGAACGCGGACGCGGCGGCGGCGGAGGCGCGGACGAGGACGAGGAGCGCGGCGAAGCGCGCGCGUAGGAUUUUUCGGGAGGAAACUAAGCUUUGGGCGGCGGCGGUGGUGAAAGCGCAGCAACUGACGAUAGACGAUGACGUGCCGUCGACGUCGGAACCCGUCGCGAUGGAGUUGCCGUUUUGGCAGCGCAUCUCGAGCGAGCACCUGGGCGCGUCGAGCGCGAGGAAUACGAAGAUUUUCACGCAGCGCACCGAACGGCCGUAUUCGAGUGAUCCGACCGAUGUAAGCGGCUGGAAGCUGCAAACAAUAGUAGGGCGACAAUCUGUACCUCGAAUAGACAUCGGUAGCGCCAAGGCGGUGCCGCCCUACGCUUACUUUGCGUACUCGACGCACUGCAACUCGUACGAGGCGGAAGGAAACGUCUCGCGCCUACUCUUCAGGGACGACGAUGGAGAGUUCUUAGAAUCAGAUCCCGUCGAUCGGCGCGAAGACGAGAGUAAUGAGCUCACUCGCGAGCAGGAAAUCAUCAUGUGCGCGAUAUGCGCGGAGUUUAGCGAGUUCAUUUUGACAGAAAAAGAAGUCGUGCGAGGGGUGAAUCGCGAAGACGGCGUGAAAGCCGUCGUGGUACAAACAGCCGAAUAUUUGAACUUGGACGAAAACCAAGUCAAGGAUUGGUUUGAUGAGACGCGCACGAAGCACAGCACGAGCCGUGCAUGGUGUAUGUUUCUCGAAGUUGCCUCGCACGUACGCAAGUUGAUGGGCUUCUCCUCGGCGCAUUGGCGCGCGAAGAUGGCAAACACAUUCAGCGUUCUCGAAACUCUCGGGAUCAGCGAAUUGUUCUGGCGGAAGUUUUCGCGAAUCAUCAUCAAUUGUCCGACGCUCGCUCCGUUGAAAAAGCCUGUCAUCGUGUUUGACAAUCUCAACGAAGCCAUGGAUCAGCUCGCCGGCAUGUUUUGUCCGCGAUGCUUCAUCUUUGAUUGCAGAACGCACGGGUCGUUGCAGCCCAAGUCGGAAGGCAGGAAGCUUGAUGCGGAAAGAAAGCUUGCAUGGCGCGAGCGCAUGGCAAAGAGCGGCAUGUCUGCGGAAAAGCCGUUAGCUGAGCGACGAUGUUCGACAGAUUGCUGGUAUCAAACAGAAGAGUACAAGUACUACUCUGCGCAGACAACCUGCGCACCAUGCGAUCCCACAGAAACUCUCAAUCGUCCGUCGACGAAAGAUCCGUUCAUCGAGACGACGAGGAAAUGGCGCAACGCGAUGGAUAUUGAAGUCUUGAAGAAGGCUGUCAAAAUAAUCGGUGAGAAAACCACGGCGUGCGAGGCAGCGUUGUUCUUUGGCCGUCGUCGCACGUGCGCCGAAGUCGGGAAGCAAAUGCACUGUUUGGAUCUCAUCAACCUUGGAACUGUGGUGAAGGAAGAAGAGCGCGACGCGAUGGAUGAAGAUACCGACGAAUUGAGUAAUCCGAAGAAGCGCAAACGCGCGCCGACGGGGGUCAAAAAUCCAACAAUUGCGCGACGAUUGAAGAUGCAAAAGGAUGCCGAUUUUCUGGAAACGCAAUACUCCCCGUGCGAAUGCGUCGGCGCUUGUGACGCUAACACGUGCUCCUGCAUUAAGAAUGGUACCUUUUGUGAGAGAUUUUGCAACUGUGGACCGAAGUGUCACAACGAGUUCGAGGGUUGCAAGUGCGACAGUACGAAGCGCGCAACGUGCGGCACAAGAACGUGUCCGUGCUACGCCGCCGGUCGCGAAUGCACGCCAGAUAAAUGUAAACGGUGUUGCAAGACCGCUGAUGCGUACUCUUUGCCCGCUCGUAAAAGGUAUGGCCUCGUCGAUCCGAACAUGCAACUGCCCAUGCCGGCGUUUCCGUGUGAGAACAUGAAGCUACAACUUCGACAGAAGGAGCACAUUUGUUUGGGUCGAAGCGGUGUUGCCGGUUGGGGUGCGUUCGUGUUGAAAGGCGCUCGGAAAGGAGAGUUCAUCGGCGAAUACGUCGGCGAACUCGUGACUCAGGACGAAGCCGAACGUCGAGGAACGGUGUACGAUGUCAACAACUGCUCGUACUUGUUCAAUCUCAACAGCGAAUGGUGCGUCGACGCUCAAUACAGAGGGAACAAACUGCGCUUUGCCAAUCACUCGAAGAACCCGAAUUGCGUGCCUCGCGUUCUCGCGGUGAAUGGUGAUCAUCGACUGGCGCUGAUAUCAGACAAAGACAUCAAACCAGGCGAUGAAUUACUGUUCGACUACAAUUACAAGGACGAAGUCGCACCCGACUGGCACGAGAAAAACGCAUCGACGUUGCCCAAGUCGAAGCACCUUCCAACGAAAAGCGCGAAGAAAUCAUCGAACUGA